AUGGACAUAGAAGAGGUCAACUCCGUGGACUUUGGCGAGUUUGUGGACGUGUUUGGUAAUGUCAUCGAGAGAUGCCCACUCAUUGCAGCCGCAGUCUGGUCCCAACGCCCAUUCUCGGACUUGGAAAAUUUAGAGAAGCACUUUUUUGCCUUUUCUGAUGCUCUCCCUCAGUCAGGGCUUUUGCAGGAAGUCUUCAGGCCCUGGCGUCCGGCCCCUUUCAACAUCAAAGCCCCCCUGAGAGCAAAGGACUUUGAAAAGAUUGGAAAAGCUCAGGCUCCUUAUCGCGUCCUCGCUCACUGCCUUGCGGGUCGUAAAUUCCGAGCCUCCGCGGCCGCUCUCACUCCCCUCGGCUCUUCUAGGCCCAAGGUCUCAAAGGACAAACCUGUCACUCUUUGUGCCGCCCUCCUCCCCCGGUCCCGAUCUGGACUGCAGGCGGUGCCUCUGGACCUGGCGCGCCGGCUGCACUGUCCGCCAGCGCAGGAGCUGUGCACCGCCCUGGGAGAAGUGAAGAAGCUCAGCCACCUGCUCCUCGCCGACCUUUUCAGCGCGGACCCAGCCAGGCUGUAG
This is a messenger RNA of Fukomys damarensis (Damara mole-rat), 567 nucleotides long. It is a transcript of the gene Urad, whose product is annotated as ureidoimidazoline (2-oxo-4-hydroxy-4-carboxy-5-) decarboxylase. The transcript has 3 exons. Gene Ontology annotation, molecular function: carboxy-lyase activity. NCBI's taxonomy places the organism in Eukaryota, Metazoa, Chordata, Mammalia, Rodentia, Bathyergidae. The record is from RefSeq and is a predicted model, not a curated record. Bases 1 to 567 code for a protein of 188 amino acids.